UGGGGGUAGAGCCAGCAGUGCGUGCGGGGCUUCAGACACAACGGUCGUGCUGAUGGCGGAGGAGAGGUGGGGCUCUGGGAGUGCCGGGGCGAGGGCUGCCUGACCGACCGACCGACCGAGCGGCUGGCUGGCUGGCUGGCUGGCUGGCUGGCAGACUGGCGGGCAGACAGUGGCCACUCUGCCACCGUGGAGCCACAGUCUCAGCCACAGGCAUGGCGCACGGCAGCCGUGACAGUUACGUUGUGCGCGUCAAAGCGGUGGUCAUGACACGGGAUGACUCGAGCGGCGGCUGGCUGGCGCAGGAGGGCGGCGGCCUCAGCCGGGUGGGCGUGUGCAAGGUGCCACCGGCCGAGCUGACGGAACGCUGCAACUUCCUCAUCCACGGGGAGCGCAUCAAGGACAAGCAGGUGAUCUUGGAGUGCUUUGUGAGGAAGGACCUGAUCUACACCCGGGCCACGCCCACCUUCCACCACUGGAGGGUGGACAACAAGAAGUGCGGCUUGACCUUCCAGAGUCCGGCCGACGCCCGCGCCUUCGACAGGGGCGUGCGCAAAGCCCAGGAGGACCUGACGGAAGGCUCAACCACUUCCUCCUCCACACUCCAGAACGAGGCUGAGUUGGGUGAUGAUGAUGUGUUCACGAACAAUACCGACAGCUCAUCCAACUCCUCUCAGAGGAAGGAGCACUCUAUGCAGCCUCUGGCCACCUCCACCUGUUAUGAGCCCCACCGGCACCACUGCAUCCUGGGACACCUACACGACCCCUACCGCUCCUCAGACCACUACUUCCUGGACCAGUCGGUGCCAAAGUUCUCGCGGCACGUCAGCUUCCUGGACGAGGAGGACAUCGUGAGGAUCAACCCCCGCGAGCGCAGCUGGAUGACCGGCUACGAGGACUACCGGCACGCCGCCGUGCGGGACCGCUUCAUCCAGCCCGACGAGCUGGACUCCUACGUGCACUUUGCCAAGAGCGAGCCCUCCAAGCACGACUACAGCUACCCCUACACGCCGGGCUCGGACCCGGUCCCCGGGCGCCCGGCGGACCUCAAGGGCGACGGCGGCGGCGUAGUAGGGGUGGGCGGACUUCUGGGGGGGUCGGUGGUCUCCACGCAGCCCAAGGGGGGGCAGCGCAAGCGCAAGGAGCAGGGCGAGCGCUCGCGGUGCAAGUACUGCCGGGACAUGUUCAACCACGAGGAGAACCGGCGGGGGCGCUGCCACGACGCGCCCGACCCCGUCCGUACCUGCAUCCGGCGCGUCAGCUUCAUGUGGUGCGCCGACAGCCUGCUCUACCACUGCAUGUCGGACCCGGAGGGCGACUACUCGGACCCGUGCUCGUGCGACACCGGCGACGAGCGCUUCUGCCUGCGCUGGGCGGCGCUGCUGGGUCUGUCCGUCUUCGCGCCGUGCCUGUGCUGCUACCCGCCGCUCCACGCCUGCCACCGCUGCGGCCUCGUCUGCGGCUGCUGCGGCGGCAAACACAAGGCCAUGGUGUGAGGCCGGGCGGAAGGAAGGACAGAGAGAGAGAGAGAGAGAGAGAGAGAGAGAGCCCGGAGAGAGAGCGGGGAGAGAAAGUGAGUGAGAGAGGCUGGUCUGGACUGAUGGAAGAAAGGGUUCUCUUACGUAAAAAAACCAACAACAAAAACGAAACAAUUGAUCUCUCUCUCUGGGUUUCCAGACGGACAAAAAAAGAACUUGGUGCAGUUAACUUUCUAUUUUUUUUAAAUAUACAUAAAUAUAUAUAUAUAGAAGAAUAUAUGUGUUCCUUAUUGUCCCGCGCAUAAAGGAGGUUCCCCUCCAUUUCCUUGUGAAA
Molecule: messenger RNA, 1809 nt
Organism: Clupea harengus (Atlantic herring)
Lineage: Eukaryota; Metazoa; Chordata; Actinopteri; Clupeiformes; Clupeidae
Gene: spred2b
Product: sprouty related EVH1 domain containing 2b
Exons: 6
Coding region: 213-1493 (426 amino acids)
Biological process (GO): negative regulation of MAPK cascade; multicellular organism development
Cellular component (GO): membrane
Molecular function (GO): protein kinase binding
Source: RefSeq, a predicted model, not a curated record